CUUCUUAGGGCAAAGUUUUUACCUUUUCUUUUGGCAGAAUUUGACGAAAUGGGGAGGAGCGUUGCUCGAGUUAUCACAAUUUCAGAGCGUUGCAGAGUCAAAGACCAUGAUUAAUGAUGCGAUUUCGAAGUUGGAGGAAGCUUUGCUUAUUAAUCCCUUGAAGCAUGAUGCUUUGUGGUGCUUAGGAAAUGCUCAUACAUCGUAUGCAUUCCUGACGCCUGAUUUCGAUGAGGCCAAGCCUUAUUUCGAUAAAGCGUCGGAGUGUUUUCAAAAGGCGGUCGACGAGGAUCCGAGUAAUGAGCUCUAUCUAAAGUCUUUGGAAGUCACUGUUAAG
Molecule: messenger RNA, 334 nt
Organism: Morus notabilis
Lineage: Eukaryota; Viridiplantae; Streptophyta; Magnoliopsida; Rosales; Moraceae
Product: mitochondrial import receptor subunit TOM20-like
Exons: 3
Biological process (GO): protein insertion into mitochondrial outer membrane
Cellular component (GO): mitochondrial outer membrane translocase complex
Molecular function (GO): protein binding
Source: RefSeq, a predicted model, not a curated record